Molecule: messenger RNA, 1897 nt
Organism: Thecamonas trahens ATCC 50062
Lineage: Eukaryota; Apusomonadida; Apusomonadidae
Product: transmembrane protein 112B
Exons: 2
Coding region: 20-1897 (625 amino acids)
Biological process (GO): protein maturation
Cellular component (GO): endoplasmic reticulum membrane
Source: RefSeq, a predicted model, not a curated record
UCGAUCCAAGCGGUCGUACAUGCAUCAGGGCAUGUGGUGCACUUUGCGGUGGGCGAGUGUGGUGCAGAUGGUGGCGAGCGUGUAUCUCUGUGCCAUGCUCUCGUUGCUGCUCCAGUGGGAGCCACUAUUGUCGGCCAUCGGUGCUGCGCCUGCGAGCCGUCUGCCUGCGAGCUCAUGGCCGCAUCUCAUCACCUUCCUCACCUCGAGCCAUGUCGGUCUCUCGGUCGACGACGCGUGUACUAGCCUGCUUGUCCUUGGUCUGGCGUGUGCCGCCGUUGCAGCGGUGGCUGCACCUAGGCUGGGGAGCUUGGCUAUUGCGGUGGCCAUGGGUGCGGCGUGGACGGCGUACGCGGCGGUGGUGGCCAUGGGCGGCGUCUUUCUCUCCUUUCAGUGGGAUCUGCUGCUGCUGGAGACUGGCGGCAUUGUGGCGGGCGUGAGUCUGGCCGGGCGGAGCGGGGUGCGGCUCGGGCGGAUGCUCCUCACGCUCCUCGCCAUCAAGCUGAUGCUCGGCUCGGGCGCAGCCAAGAUGACGGCCGAGUGCUGGACAUGGACCGAGCUCCGUGCGCUCUCCACCGUGGUUUGCGGCUCUUCCGCGCUGGCUCCUUGCUGCGGGGUGACCGGCACCUUUGCUGCCCAGAUCUGGGCGCCCAUCGUUUGGCUCCUCUUCCUCCCGUUUGGCGCCGCCGUCCACGCCGUCAAGCUUGUCUCGGCCGGCCAUCUGCUAUUCCAAGCCACCAUCAUGGCCUCGGGCAACUACACGUUCUUCAACCUUCUGGCGAUGAUUCUUUGCGCGGCGCCGGCGAUCGACACCCCUGACAUUGUCCCGCUCCUGCCCUCGUUCAACUACGGCGCGUCGGCGGUGGCGGGAGCAAGCGUCGCUGCUGCUGCCGCCUCGUGGUUUACCUGGGCCCCGGCCGACGGCCUGGCGCUGGGCGUCUCGUCGGGCGCGGUCUCGUCGCAGCUCGCCACCCUGGUGGUCCUUGUCAUCUGCGUCGGCCUAGUCUAUGGCGUCCUCGAAGUGGCGCUGAUGGUGUACCGGGCGCGGUCGGUGGCGAGCGUGGUUGUUGCGGGCCUAGCGCUCACCUGGCUCGCGCUGUUUGUUGUGACCAUGGCAGUGGCGUCGCCCGAGGCCAACAUGGCGCUGCAGGGCGGGCUCUCGCGCGAGUUGUAUGCGACGCUGCGGUGGGCGGCCUACGCAUCGCGGACGGCAUCGUCGUACGGGCUCUUCCGGCGGAUGACCGGAAUGGAUCCGGCGGCGUCGCCCGACGUCCCGCUGGUGGCGCGGCCUGAGAUCGAGCUCGAGUACUCGCUGGAUGGCGGCGGGACGUGGGCGGUCCUCCCCUGGCGAUACAAACCGAGCUCGCUUGACGGGCCGCUCCGCUUCGUCGCGCCGCACCAGCCGCGGCUCGACUGGCAGAUGUGGUUUGCGGCGCUCGGCUCGUACCAGCACGCGCCGUGGCUUGUCCGCCUCGCGCUGCUCCCGCUGGCCGCGCCGGAGCGGGUAGUUCCGACCCUGCUUCCGAUCCUGGGCGACGGCGCUGACGCCGUCCUCAACGCCACCGCCAUCGCUGCGGCGCUGCCGCGCUCUCGACUUGUCCGCGCCACCCUCUUCCACUAUGCCUUCACUGGAUCACGCGCGGCAGCGGCGGCCGGCUCCAAGAUCAGCCCCGCACCCUGGACGGCCGGGAGCGUGUGGGAGCGCGCCACCGCGGCCUCGUACUUUCCACCGAUCUCGCCUGCCCAGCCGCAGGUCGCCGCCUUUAUCGGUGAGCUGACUCCGAGCAAGGCGACACUCUUGGGCGAGCUCCGGCGACUUGCCACCGUCCAUCUCGCGCCGCAUGCUUUUGGUCUCUGUUGCGCCAUGUGCUUGGCUCCUCUCCUCGGCUGGGUUUGGUGA